AUGUUUGAACACUCUAUCAAAGUUCCAAGACAUUACAAAGUCGCAGCAAAUAUUUUCAAAACAGUUUCUACAGAAGGUGGUAGUGUAAAGACGUUACUGUACGACAACAAACUUCGACACUUUAGAACCAACGUGCUUUAUGCACUGAUAACAGAAACUAUAAAACAUGCCAGUGAUAUUGAUAAAAUAUUUGGAAACUGUGGUAUAUUAGAAAAAGAGUCUAGAUUAGAUCCGUGGUUAGCAAAAAUAUUGACUGCCGAAUUACUUUUUGGCAAAAAAGCCUUGCCUGGCAAAAGCAAACCUGAACAAACAAUAUUGUCUUACAAAGAUCAAUUUGAGAAGUACACUAUUGAAAAUGAGGAUACUUUGAAGACUGAAGUUGUUCGCAGACCUAGAUAUGUUCGUGUAAACACCAACUUGCUGACAACUUCAGAUGCCAUCAGAGCGUUCCAGGACGAAGGGUACCGCUUUAUCCGAUGUACAUCAGGCUCGUAUGAUGACUACCUUAAGCAGAUUCAGCAGCUUACUGAAUACGAUUUCACGCAAGACUAUCAUGUUAAGACUAUCUUCGUGUUUUCUGCUGGUACCAAACUCCAUGAACAUGAACUUUACUUGGAGAAUAAAAUCAUUCUACAAGAUAAGGCUACUGCGAUGGCGGUACACCUGUUGGCGCCACCAGCUGGCAGUGUUGUGCUCGACAUGUGUGCUGCACCUGGAAUGAAGACCACACAACUCGCUGCGUACAUGAGAAAUCAGGGACGGAUUUAUGCAGUGGAAAGAAACGAAAAACGCUACCAGACUUUGUGCGAUUUUGUACAGAAAACAGAUUCCAAAUGCGUAGAAACACUUCAUAGAGACUCUUUGGACAUUAAAAGGGGUGAAUUCGAAGAUGUGGAAUACAUUCUCCUCGAUCCCAGCUGUUCUGGUUCGGGCAUGGAACUUUGUGUGCACAACUACAUUGAGGACACGAGAUUGGCAAAAUUAACAUCACUGCAAGAAAAGUUCUUGAAGCACGCUAUGAAUUCAUUUCCGAAAGCCAAGCGAAUAGUAUAUAGCACUUGCUCUCUGUUCCCCGAAGAAAACGAAAGAGUGAUUACUAAUGUUGUAAAAACAUCGCGCUCAAAAUGGCGAGUGCAAGAUGUUAAAGAAUUAUUGAAAGGUCAAUGGAAUAACAUCGGGUCGGGUAUGUACGGCAGUAUGGGUACGAGAUGCAUGUAUGCUAAACCAGACACCGAUUUCACUAUUGGAUUCUUCUUAGCAGUGUUAGACAGAGAUCAAAAAGAACUAGAAAAAAGUGUUGAUGGUAAAAAUUUUUGUGAAAAUAAAAAAGAAAAAUUUAAUGAAAGCUCUGGGGAGACAAUUAAUGAUGGAAACACAAAUGAAGUUUCGACUAAAAGGAAAAAGAAGCACAAGAAGUCUGAAACUGCAGAUGGAGUAAUAAUCUCUCACGACAUAGAAGAAAUCUCGAAAGAUAGUAAAUUUAAUGAACCAAAUAAUAAAGAGGAAAAUUCUUUACCGAGUGAAUCAAAUACAAUUAAAAAGAAAAAAGAAAAACACAAUGAGCUAAACAUAAAUGAGGAACUGGACGAGUUGAACAAUAUCGUCAAUGAUUCAGCUGAAGAGCAUCAGCCUAAAAAGAAGAAGAAGAAGCGAAGGAAAUCUCUUGAAGAUGUUGUUGAAGAUAAUUUUGCUUUAGAUAAAAGCAAUGACGAAGAACCAUUAAUGAAAAAGAAGAAGAAAAUUAAGUGA
Chilo suppressalis (striped riceborer) is the source of this 1749-nucleotide messenger RNA. The record is from the annotation of a GenBank genome assembly. Lineage: Eukaryota; Metazoa; Arthropoda; Insecta; Lepidoptera; Crambidae.